AUGUCCUCCGUCGCUGCAUCGCAUCCCGAGUCGGCGUUGUCGCCGUCUUCGGGAUCCGACGACACAGCCGCCUCGAGCGGUGCGAUAGAACCUCCCGAUAGUAUCCAGGCUGUGUCUGCAGGCCUACGCAGCCUCACUAUUUCUGCCUCGCAGCCUCCGGCAACCAACAUGCGCGAUAUUUCUCACUUGCACAACAAGCCCGGCCCUUCCUUCCCGACCUCAGCAUUUGCAUAUCAGCUUACCGAUCGCCACACAAGCCAUGCUCCGUCAGCUCCCAUCGCAACGUCUUCCAGCUACUCGACAAGCCCCGCUAGCCGCUAUGGCCGCCACUUUUCCAUGUCCAACUCCAGCUCCGUCGAUUCGCAACUCAACUACGAUCCCUACCUCGCUGUGCCAGCCAGUCCGAGCAUGAGCGAGGGUCUCACCGACAGUCCCGGCAGUGUCUCGAGCAUGAACAGCUUCCGACGCGGCGACCUCGCCGACAUUGAGGAUCUCGACCUCGAACCCGAGCUCGAGACCGUCAGCGAAUGCGACGAAGAGUCGAGCAGUCUUUGCUCGUUGGAUAUCGGCAUCGAUCUUGACUCUGACUCUGAACGCGCUAGCUCUCACGGAGGCGACAUUGAUCAUCUGGCCAUCGGACCGGCUUCUUCUCAAUUCUCCCGAAGAUCCGGAUCCCAGCCGACCGCGGCAUCCGACUACGCCCGCCGCAAGCGAAGCGAAUGGCUGCUCAACAACUACGCCAACAAGAUUGCCGCCCGCCGUCCUCGUCGUGUCAAGAAGGGCCGCAUCUCCGAGAUUGUCGAAGAAGGAGGCGAGUGCAUCAACACCACCGUCAUGCCAAAGCCUCCCUGUUUUGCUUCAGGUGCUUCGGACUGGUCGUGCGAUGUUUCGGGACCUCCCAUCGCUCCGCCGCGCAGCGUCAGCCCUUCCGACUCGGUCCCGGCCAUCCCUUCGCCUCUGUGCUCCUGCGUCAGCGCCGACGCUGCUCCCGCUACAACCGCGCCAGGACUCGAGGAGAGCGUCGAAACCAUCCAAGGUGAUUUACCCGCUACCACGGUCUCAGCUCCCAGUCCGUCCAGCGCUAUCGUGGACCAAGGUUCUUCCACCCUCGUCGAUACAACGCAGGCGUCGAAGAGCGGCGAUGCAGCGCCAUCAGGUGAGACGGAGCUCAAGUCAUCGCCUCCUCGUCCUUCGCGCACGUCGAGUCGUCGCAAUUCAUCGCCCGUCAAGUUGCGCCCGUGUUUUCGACGUCAGUCUUCCCACCAGUCGGGCGCUUCGACACGAGAGUCGUCGUGCGAGCGUGAUCCACCUCGUGGUCGAUCUGUUCGCUUCAGCAGCCGACCGCCGCAGGAGAUGCGAACUCACAGCCCGGUCGAAUACGAUCGCAAGAGUUGUCCGGUCAACAACCGACUCAGCCCUGCCGAUGUGGAGGAGCUGAGGACCAUGAAGAUGGAGAUGGGUCUCUUGGAAGCUAGGUGGGCCGCCGUGGCCGCAUGCAAGCCGAAGAAGGUGCUAGGUACCGAAGGCACCACCAAGCCCGAGAACCACAGUGCCUACAAUGCCGGCGUCGCUGCCAUGUCUGCCUCACGCGAGCGGACGCCAGCGUGCGGCGCCGAAUCCGAUUCGACGCUAGGACCCGGCUCGACGACGAGCCCUUCUUCUCGAUUGCGCCAGCAAAAGGAACGCGAACGCCAGCAGGAACGUCAGCGCAACCUGCCACACUAUCUGCGCAACCGCCCUGGCGUCUCUCAGGCACAGUCUGAGCCGCUGUCGUCCGAGGCACUUUCGAUACGCAGCAAGUUUGGACACGCGCCUCCGCCGCCGCUGCCGGGAAUGUCUGCGCCUCGCGCCCCGUCCGCAUCACCGAGUCGCUCGACCUCGGUUCCACCGCGCAAUCGCUCUGCGGCAGAAGACGGCCCCGCUUCUCGCCGCCUGAGCUGCCAAUCCAUGCCUUCGUCAGGCAUGGCCGCACGCGCAACAGCAGAGAUCCCGGUCCCCUUGCUGACACAGACAAGCCCCUCGCCUCCACCUUCGCCGCAUUCGACCCUCAACAAGGAUGCGCCUCGUUCGAUUGGACUGUCGGAACGCGGCAGGAGUAGCGGGCCGCGCCCUGCGCUUCCGUGCUCUUCGCCUUGGUCCAGUGGUACCAAUUCGGCCACCUCUUCGAUCUAUUCGAGCACGUACUUUCCCAGCGCAUCGACAUCACCAACGCCAUGCGUCAGCUACCCAGGCAGCAACGGCUACGACAGCCCUGCUUCGGAAUUCUACGAAAGUGGUAGCGAGUACGACAUGGUGUGUUAA
This is a messenger RNA of Pseudozyma hubeiensis SY62, 2301 nucleotides long. RefSeq lists its product as hypothetical. Bases 1 to 2301 code for a protein of 766 amino acids. The transcript has a single exon. The record is from RefSeq and is a predicted model, not a curated record. NCBI's taxonomy places the organism in Eukaryota, Fungi, Basidiomycota, Ustilaginomycetes, Ustilaginales, Ustilaginaceae.